AAGACCUUGAAGACAUAUUACAUCGGAGAGUCAUGUCAUGCUGUUCCGUCUGAUGCCUAAUGCAUUCCUCAUUAUCACCAGGUCAACAUGACAUCAUUGACCAGGCACCGAUUUGGAACUUCUCUUGAAGAAAGCCUUCAGCUGUGAUCCUGUCAGCUUAUUCCACUAUUCUACAGCCAAUACGAGUGACAAAAUGCCUAUCAACAGACUUCGCCGGAGACUUCCCUCACCGUAUGACCCGGAGCUUUGUUGUGUAUUAUGUGGACUCGUCGUUCCGAUGAGCACGGAGGAUCCCGACGUGACGCACGAACGUGAGGACUGGAAAGCGAUGGCUGAGAAAGUACGGCGACGCAAAAGGCGGCGAUACUUAGAAAGUAAAAGCCUCAUCGUGCCAGCGAUCGAUUUCGAAAAUGUAGAGUUCAGAAAGAAUCCUCCCCAGUGGUUAUGUUUUUACCGAACAAGUUAAGACCUGUCCCUUUCGUUGUUCUCGAUGACCCGAAAAAGAACCAACUGCGCAUUUCCGGAAUAUCUAGGGGCUAUUUCGGGGAGUACGCCUACCCAACACCAAUUGAUCCCGACAGGGCCCAGAUUUGGGGCGGGGCUCUCAGAGAAAAUCGAUGGAAUGCAGAUUUCCAUAUGGCUAAUCUGCUCGAGCCAGAUUGGAACAGGCAAGCAGGAGAGCGCAUUGGCUAUCCCAUACAUGUGCACUGUUGGUUGCUUCUCGACCGGUUUAUCGGACAUGCCAUCGUCAAGCAGAAUCUGAGGCUUUUUGUUCAAGUUAUUGAGGAAUUCUGGAAGGCGAAUAGGAAAGAGUGGGCAGUCUGGAUACUUCACUUUCCGGGUAGUCGUGAUCCUGACAUUGAUGACUGCUACGAAAAAGGUGUACAUUGGCUUAAGCGACAAUCUGAUCCUACGAAACCUAUGAAGAUCAGAGGAAGACAUGGAGAUGAAGAACCGGGCACAACACACUGGCCAGCGAACCCACUUAGGAUCCUCGACAUACAAAAACUGAUCGAGCGGGUUACUCAAAGUCAUGACACUGUCAUGAAGCCUGAUAUUCGGAAACCGCGCCGUCUCGGAAAAGCCGCCGAUCUCCCCCUGGAUAUUGCAGUCGUUAUCAUUGAUAUAAUCUAUAAAUCUCAGCCUCAUUCUCGGGAGAGAAUUGAAGAUACGCGCAAUAUCCUGGAUGCCUUCGAGUGGAAAUUACCCAAUGCAUACUGGCAGUCACGGUGCAAUCCUGAACUCGUGUUUGAAGUAGGUGAUCUUAUUAAGGCAGAGCAUAUAGUUGACUGGGCCAACUUCUGCCUUGGAUUGGAGGAACUGCUGUUAGAUGAAGACUGGUACUGCAACAGUGGAUUGAACAACCGCGGUCGAACGUUGAAAUUGAUUGCUGCCAUCAAGGAGCGGUUCGACAAAGCGAUAAAGCAGGAAAAUGGAAUUGUGGGGCAGCAUAACGGAUGAUAUCUCUAUUUCCUUUUCUUAGGAUUAUCUACCUUUUCGCUUGAAGGCCAGAGUCUACGGAGUUAUUGGAUAUAUAGACAUUGUUUGUUGCCAAUUCUUUUGUCUCGGGGCCUAGGAUCAAGUAAAAAAAAAAAAUGAAAGCUAAACAUUUUGUUUAGA
This is a messenger RNA of Paecilomyces variotii, 1620 nucleotides long. RefSeq lists its product as hypothetical. NCBI's taxonomy places the organism in Eukaryota, Fungi, Ascomycota, Eurotiomycetes, Eurotiales, Thermoascaceae. The coding region runs from base 445 to 1461 and encodes 338 amino acids. The transcript has 2 exons. The record is from RefSeq and is a predicted model, not a curated record.